AUGGAUCUUGAGAAUGUUCGAAAGUAUCCCUGGGGAGUUGCUUCUUUUGACCUUCUCUGCGAGUCAAUAGCUAAAACACGGGACAAACUGAAGGAAAAGACUACUAGUUACGUGUUAGAUGGCUUCUCCUACGCCUUGCAGAUUUGGGCAAUGGAAGCGGUACCAAAGAUUAGAAAGCUCUGUGGAAAAAAAUUGGACAAGGGUUUUAUGAACGGUCCUAGAUGCGUAAACUGGAUGGGAGCUGCAAAGAUUUCAUACGGGGAGUUCAGUAGGUUGGAGAACAUCUUUACAUCCGAGGAUGACAUCUAUCCAUACAUCUCGUGGAGUGGGAAUUAUGAAGUGGUUGUGAAUGCUGCUUUUCGCAGAGCUGAUGAGGUGGAGGAUGAUAGAAUCAAGGUUCUCAUGAAGAUGAUACAUACUAAGCAUGACUUCAGUGAACACGUUUGGGAGUUCGAAGAGACACCAGAGUUUUCUUGGGGGCUUCAUGAAAAACAAGGAGAGGAUGAUGAAGUAGCUGAGAAUGAUGAAGAAGCUCCCAAGAAUGAUGAAGAAGAUGGGAGUGAUGAAGACUUUCGAACUCCAAGAGGAUCAUCGAACAGAGUCUCCGGAGCUAGAAAGGGAAAGAAGAGGCUCCCGGAUCGUGGAAUGGAAAAAAGGAAGCAAAAGAUUCUCUCUUCUAGACCACAACAUGCGCCUUUUAAUGAAGAUAUGAAGAGCUUUAUGGCGCAGUUGUUUGAGCAGAAUUUUUCUGCAAUGGAAGAGAGGCUACAGAAACAGAUGGGUGAAAGAUUUGAGAAAAUGCAGUCUGAGUUUAAAGGUUCACUUAAGGAUGCAAACGUUGAAGUUGACGAUAUAGAGCCAUCGACGAGCAAGCCAUCACCUAGCAAGCCAUCGCCUAUCAAGCCAUCGCCGAGCAAGCCAUCGUCAAGCAAGCCACCACCGAGCAUUCCAUCUCCAAGGAGGUCCAAACGCUUGGAUGUGAAUUUGAGUCAAGCAGAUGAUAUGGACGAAGACAUAGGUACCCAAGGCCUUGAAGGGCUUUCUCAGUCUUCGAAUGUGCCCGGCUUUGAUCCAUCGCAGACCAAUAAGGACAACGAAGCACGUGAUUGGUGGACUCCAAUGACUACUGUCCAAAAACUACCAAAAGUUGAACCAAUGGAAGAAACCGCAGCUCCAUUACCGACUAAGUGGGAGAGAUGGUGUAAAGGACCAAGUAAGAAACUUGAGCUUAGUGAUUCACAAAUGGCUGACGAUGGUUCUCCGCAGUCCUUAUUGUAUUACUUCAACGAAGAAUCAUGGAAUAGAUUCACGCAAUGGACUUUGAAUCCAACACCUUUAAAGAUUGGUCAUACAGCCUUUUAUUUAACUGUUGCUCAGAGGAUAUUAACUCCUGGGAAGUGGCUGGGAAAUGAGGAAAUGGAUGCGAUGAUGUAUAUGUGGAGAGAGAACACAACUUUGAGGCGUUGGAAUAUAAAACGUGUUGCUUUCAUGAGCGCCCUUUUCUGCCUCCAGCUCGACAAUGCAUACCGUAAAUUUCAUCCAAACAAAAAAGCCUACGAAUUGCCGGAUCUUUUUCUUGCUUACGGGAGAGGAGAGCUUCCGUCUCAUGGCCGAACUGAUAAAGUCUGGGGUGUUGAUAUUGAUCGUCUCUACUUUCCUCUGUUUGUAAAUGGUAAUCAUUGGAUUUCUGUCUGUGUCAACAUCAUUGAAAAGAAAGUGGAAUCCUUUGAUUGCCAACGGGGAAGGAAUAGGAAAUACGUAGAGAAGUUUGCUGCUAUGAUUCCUAGGAUAGUGAAGGCCGUUGCGCCACCUGAAAUCAAGAAGCAACUACUCCUCUCACCAUAUUCUAUCGUAGAUGUACCUAUGAAGUCCAGAUUGAACAAGUCUUGUGCCGAUUGUGGGGACAAAACCUACUUGUUCAAAUGGACUGAUCAGUCAGUUGUUGAGGAAGUUGAAGACUUCCAGGAACUGGUUGACGUGCUACUCAUUGACAAUUCCCAGUUUCAAAAAUCAUUGACAGCUUGUGAGACCAUGCUGAAACGCCAGGAGAAUAGAAUUGAAGAAAUGGAAGAUGUGAUUGGACGUUGUGAAGAGAAGACCAUCAAAUGCAUUAGGGAAUUAAGGUUCAUAAAAGCUUUGUUUGUGUUUUGUUUGGUGAUGUUCUGCAUGUACCUUACCUAUGCAUGA
Molecule: messenger RNA, 2187 nt
Organism: Brassica napus (rape)
Lineage: Eukaryota; Viridiplantae; Streptophyta; Magnoliopsida; Brassicales; Brassicaceae
Exons: 6
Coding region: 1-2187 (728 amino acids)
Biological process (GO): proteolysis
Molecular function (GO): cysteine-type peptidase activity
Source: RefSeq, a predicted model, not a curated record